Molecule: messenger RNA, 1604 nt
Organism: Rhea pennata
Lineage: Eukaryota; Metazoa; Chordata; Aves; Rheiformes; Rheidae
Gene: RMND1
Product: required for meiotic nuclear division 1 homolog
Exons: 12
Coding region: 96-1448 (450 amino acids)
Biological process (GO): positive regulation of mitochondrial translation
Source: RefSeq, a predicted model, not a curated record
GCGCGCCGCUGCGGAGCUCGGCGGGCGGUGGGCGGGGCCGCGCGCGCGGCGCGGCGGCGAGGGGCUCUCCCCCUCCCCCAGUUCUGAGGGAAGCAAUGAGACUGAAACUUCUGGGCCUUCUGACUAGAUCUUCCUCUGUUUUAGCAGAAGUACGCCAAUGCCAAAGUUUUAAUAAAAUUGGAUGUCCCCUGUUAAAACUGAAUAAUGAAGUUGAUGAAACAGCUCAUGGAACAGCAGACAAGAUCUGGAACUUGUAUGCUUUGAAAACUGGUACCUCUUGUUUGACAAAUCAUUGUGUCCCUGUCAAGAAUUUGCAGUUCCUCCAACGAAAUGAAUCAGCUUUGGGAAAAACCAUAUAUUUUCAGAAUGGGAAGACUUUUUUUCCACCCUGGGAAGGUUUCAGUGCAGUGAUGAUGGAAAACUACAAACUCAAUAAAAAGCAAAUUAAAAAGCUUAGGGAUGUAUCAGCAAGAUGUUACUCAGUUGUAUCAACUGGUAAAAUUAUUCCAAAACACAGUAUCCAGCCAGUUAAGAGGCCACCAAAAGCACCAAGGACCAAGCAGCCAUCCAGAACCAACCAGCCACUACAGUCUGAUACGCAGAAUCUGAUGCAGUGCACUGCCUUUGCAACAGCAGAUGAAUAUCAUCUUGGUAAUCUGUGUCAUGACCUGGCUUCACAUGGAUAUGUUGAAAUAACAAGUUUGCCUAGAGAUGCUGCAAAUGUUUUGGUGAUUGGCACUGAGAAGUCUGCAAAAGAUGAUGAUGCUGGCAUGAUUUUUUUCUUCAGGGAAGGAGCUGUUGUAUUUUGGAAUGUGGAAGAGAAAACUAUGAAGAACAUAAUGCGAGUGCUUGAACACCAUGAAAUUCAGCCAUAUGAAGUUGCAUUAGUACAUUGGGAGAAUGAAGAGAUGAACUAUAGAAAAGGAGAAGGGCAGUCAAAGCUUCAUAAAGGAGAAAUCUUACUAAAUUCUGAGCUGGAUAUUGAUGAAGUUGUUCUGCAGAAAUUCGCCUUUUCAAAUGCUCUUUGUCUUUCUGUAAAACUGGCUAUUUGGGAAUCUUUACUAGAUAACUUUGUGGAAUCUAUCCAGUCAAUUCCUGAGAUACUAAAGUCAAGAAGGAAGGUGAAACUGUCUCAUGCAGAUGUAAUGCAGAAAAUUGGAGAACUCUUUGCAUUAAGACACCGUAUAAAUCUGAGUUCAGACCUGCUUAUUACACCUGACUUCUAUUGGGAUAGAGAGAAACUAGAAGAGCUUUAUGACAAGACCUGCCAGUUUCUCAACAUUAAUCGCAGAGUUAAGGUAAUGAAUGAAAAGCUUCAGCACUGCAUGGAGCUGACAGACCUAAUGCGAAAUCACCUGAAUGAAAAGCAUGCUCUGCGCCUCGAGUGGAUGAUAGUAAUACUCAUCACCAUAGAGGUCAUGUUUGAACUUGCCAGAGUAGUUUUCUGAACACAGAAGAAGCUAAGGAAGAAGAAAACUGACAGAACUAUAAAGACAGUAUUGUCAAGAAAAUUCAUGUCUAUUGUAAAUUUCUGGAAAAAAUACUGCAGUUGUCUUUCAUGAUAAGCAUACAUCUUCUAUACAAAUAAAAAAAAAAUGAAUCUA